AUGGCAUCCAGCUUGUGCUGGUCAUUAGAAGCUGACAAUCGCUUUGGCCCUCGCGUCAGCAUCGAUUGUCGUGCCUUUGACUUUACCCUCUUAUUUGAGGACAUCUUUUUCAUAUCUCUGCCAGCCGCAGUCUUCUUAUUGAUUUUACCUAUAAGACUUUGUUUUCUCCGGCACGAGGCGGUCAAAAUCAAUUCAUACAGAUUAGCGGUCUGCAAACUAGUAAAAACAUCCUCCCUUAUACCUUCCCCGACCGUAUCUAAACUCAAGCAGUGCUUUCUCGCCGUGUUGUUCGUUCUCCAAGUUUUGUUUGGGGCAUUUCAAGUCCGAGAAGCGGCCAUUCAUACGCGGGCUUCUUUGCCUGCAGUCAUACUCAACAUAAUAGCAACCUUUGCAGCAUCAUACGCCUCCUUCUUAGAGGACCAGCGAUCUGUGAAACCUUCGGAUUUCCUAAUCCUCUAUUUCUCAGCGUGUAGCAUUUGCAGGCUGCCUCAGCUGCGCUCACUAUGGCUGAUCCCAUCCGUUGGAGUCUGUCGAUAUCUCUCGCUAGCUUGCUUCCUGUUGACGGUGGCAGUUAUGGCCCUUGAGUCGGUCCCAAAAACAAAGAUUCUGCAUUCUCAGUAUUAUGGUGGUACCAAUGAAGGAAAGAUCGGGUUUUGGAGCCGAAGCUUCUUUAUCUGGGUACUGCCAUUUCUACAGACAGGGUAUCGGGAAGCUCUCGAGGUCGAGGAUAUCCCAGAAGUUGACACAAGUCUUCAAGGACAAUGCUCGGGCAGCAAGCUUCGAAAGUCCUGGGAUUCUGCAAAAACAAAUGGUCAUUAUCGCUUAAUCAAAGCUGUUUUUCGUGCAUACGGAUGGGCUUGUAUCUCCGCGAUCCCCCCACGCCUGGCCUACAGUUGCUUUACCUUCGCACAACCUUUUCUGAUCACAGCAACUGUGAAUUAUAUUGGAGGCUCACCGGGGUCAGAGCCUAAGAUUUACGGAACUGGACUGAUUGGGGCGUAUAUUCUGGUAUAUCUGGGGUUGGCGGUUUCGAAAGCUGUAUACUGGCGUCAAACAUACCGCCUACUCACCAUGAUCCGGUCUGGUCUUAUAUCUAUGAUCUAUGACCAGACCAUCGACAUGACUGCGGCAGAUUUGACUGAUUCCGCAGCUAUUACAUUAAUGGGCACUGAUGUCGAACGAAUAGUGACUAAUUUGAAGAACCUGCAUGAGGCGUGGGCAUCUAUCAUCGAAUUGGGGACUGCGAUCUGGUUGUUGGAACGCGAGAUCGGGGUCGCCUGCUUUAUACCGCUCGUCAUCUCACUGGGCUCCGUAUUGGCAAUGGUCCCAGUGUCAAGCCGAUCUGGACAGGCACAAAAGCAAUGGAUUGAGCGAGUACAAACGCGACUCGCAGUGACAGCAGACACGUUAGGCAACAUGAAGGCUGUGCAAAUGCUCGGGCUGGGCGAUGUUAUUUUACCGCUGGUGUCACAUCUGCGUGAAAUCGAAGUGAAAACUUCAGUUUCUUUCCGAAAGUUGCUGAUAUGGCAGGUUGCGCUCUCCAACUUGCCCGUUGUCCUCGCCCCCUUUGCUACGUUUACAGUUUACGCGAUAAUAUCUGUUGUGCGACACGAUGGGUCAAUCCUCUCUGCUCAAGCAUUCACAUCCCUCGCUUUGAUUUCUCUUCUCACAAAUCCCCUGCUCAUAUUUUGCCAAGCCAUGCCCGCGUUGUGGCAGGCUGUCGCUUGCUUUGCCCGGAUCGAGACAUAUUGUGGGGAGGGCACCGCUUUAUCUGCAAAAUACGAAGAGGAGGUUCAGCCAUCGCUGACAUCUGAAAAGUUCUAUCCAUUGUUGAUCUCAUUCAAGAAUGCAAACAUAGCAUGGUCUUGGAAGAAAAAUUCCGUGCUCUGCAAUCUGAAUGUUAACAUCUAUCAGGGCAUCACGAUAAUAGUAGGUCCUGUUGGAUGCGGGAAGUCAACUCUGAUUGAAAGCAUCCUCCACCAGCACAUGGUUAAAAAUGGUUCCCGAACAGCUUCAUUCUCAAGAGCAGCCUACUGUCCACAGACCCCAUGGAUUAGAAACGACACCAUCCGGAACAAUAUCAUCGGAUUCCUGGAAUUUGAUCAAACAUGGUAUGAUAUCACAUGCACCGUAUGUGGCCUGCAAGAGGAUCUCGACGCUCUUGCAGAAGGUGAUAUGCAUUUGGCUGGAAGCGACGGCAUCUCACUUAGUGGAGGCCAAAAGCAGCGCAUUGCCCUCGCCCGAGCAGUGUACUCUAAGCUUGACGUUGUCAUUCUGGAUAAUGUGUUCAGCGGACUCGACUCGAUGAGUAUUGCUCUUAUCAGGAACCGGCUUUUCGGCAAAGACGGCCACUUUAAGAAGCUGGGGAUAUCAGUUAUUCUUGCCAUGAGUACCUGUCAGUUGCUUCCCCAUGCGGAUCAAAUCCUGAUGAUGGAUGAGGGGAAGAUUACAGCAUCGGGGUCAUACAAUGAGAUGCUAUCCAAGGAACCAAAGAUUGUCUCAGAGGUUCAGAAGUCAACUUUGGAUCUUCCUCUUGAAACGGAGAGGUCAAAUUCUGGCCUAACGGUUGUCGGGAAAAAAGAGACCAGCAUUGCCGUGGACACUCUCGACAAUGAAAAGACCAUCCGUGUUAAACAUCAAAGAAAUUGGCCCGUGUACACAUAUUACUUUCGGAGCGCAGGGUAUGGCCUUUUGGUCUCGUUUUUGGCAUUCACUAUUAUUGAGUCUUUCUGUUCAAGCUUUCAAGCAUUAUGGAUUCAAUGGUGGGUUGAUGCAAAUGAAGAGCAACCUAACAAGCAGCUGGGGAUGUAUCUUGGUAUCUACGGCUUGAUAUUUGGAUUGACAUUUUUGAGUCUCGUUGCUGGCUGCUGGUUGCUCUUCGUUCGAGCUCUUAAUAAUACCUCGCUGAAUUUGCAUUCCGAUCUUCUCAAAACAGCCUUUAGGGCAUCGAUCAGCUUCUACCAAAGUGUAGACACCGGUUCAAUAACGAAUAGAUUCAGUCAGGAUUUGGAACUUAUUGAUAUGAUGCUACCGAUUUAUGCCGUCAAUUUUGUGAACAGUACGAACCCUUCCCCAAUACACAGCUUAGAGCUAACUCACUCGGCAGGUUUCGUUGAUGUAUUUAUCAACACUAUUAUCGUCUGUGCCAUGGGCAGAUACCUGGCAGUCUCAAUCCCAUUCUUAGGGGUGGUCCUAUUCUUCAUUCAGUCAUAUUACCUACAAACCUCCCGACAGGUCCGAUUGUUAGAUAUCGAGGCUAAGGCACCUCUCUUCACACACUUUCUCGAGACGAUCCACGGUAUAUCAAGCAUUAAAGCCUUUAACUGGGGGCCCCAGAUGCAAGCGAAAAGCCACUACCUACUAAACCGAUCGCAGCGACCGGUCUACAUGCUUUACAGUAUUCAGCAAUGGCUGAUUCUUGUUCUGGAUUUGGUUGUAGGGGCUAUCGCAGUUAUUUUCAUUGCCAUGAUCACAUCGCUGAGAGGUCAAUUCAACGCAGCAUCCAUUGGGGUUGCACUCAACAUUUUACUGACACUAAAUCAAACCUUGGCCAAUGCUCUCAAAAUGUGGACCAUGACUGAAAUCUCUAUCGGGGCUGUCUCGCGCUUGCAACGCUUUGUAGAAGAUACUCCUUCGGAAGAAUGCCGCGUGGCACCUCCAAUUUCUCCUCAAUUACCGCAUGGCUGGCCUUGCGGUGGUGCGGUGGAGUUCACAGACGUGACAGCAGGAUAUGACCACUCGGCCACUCCGGUCCUUAAAAGUCUUACGAUGACCAUCAAACCGGGGGAGAAGAUUGCCGUUUGCGGACCAUCCGGGAGUGGGAAGACAUCAUUUAUCAUGGCGAUACUCCAGAUGCUUGACAUUCAGUCCGGACGCAUCAGCAUAGAUGGUGAGAACCUCGCGGAGAUUGCGAGAAACACAAUCCGCUCGCGCAUAAACGUUGUCCCCCAAGACCCAUUUUUCAUGCCAGGGACCCUCCGGUUCAAUCUUGACCCUCGCCAGUGCGUGAUCGAUGCGGAACUGAUCCGUGCUAUCGAGAAGGUGGGCCUCUGGGAUCGAGUUCACGCCAAAGGUGGGUUGGAUAUGGAGUUCUCUGUGGCGGAUUGGUCUGUUGGGCAGAGGCAAUUGCUUGCCUUGUCUCGGGCCAUCGUGAAGAGGAGUGCCCUGCUGAUCUUGGAUGAGGCCACAAGCAGUGUCGACUGGGAAACCGACGCGAUCAUGCACGAUAUUAUCGAGAAGGAAUUUUCCGAGCAAACUAUCUUUGCGGUGGUGCAUCGGCUUCGUUAUAUUCGCUGGUUCGACCGAGUGAUGUUGCUCAAGCACGGGGAACUUGUGGAGUGCGAUAGAGCUGAGGCGUUGCUGCAGAGGGAUUCCGAAUUGCGAAAACUAUAUUUGGCUUUCCAAGAGCCAUCCACUAGUGGAGGUCUUUAG
Messenger RNA from Penicillium egyptiacum, 4431 nucleotides. The record is from the annotation of a GenBank genome assembly. Lineage: Eukaryota; Fungi; Ascomycota; Eurotiomycetes; Eurotiales; Aspergillaceae.